AUGCAUGAAUCUUACCGCCCGCACCUCCUGCUAGCCCAGGUUCCCCUCACCGUCUCACCGUUCAUCAAUCUCCCCACCUCGGUCACGCUACCAUACACCUACAAAUCCGUAACCACCACUCUCCCUCCAUCAGUGACAGUCGACCCCAGCAACCCAGAUCUAAAAGCGCGCUACGUCUUCUCUUCCAGCGGCGAACAUGCCGCACACCCGGACGAGAUUCUCGCCGCAUGCCAAUCGCUCGAGCAACAUCUAAAGAAGACGAAGACCAACGCGGAAAAUGCAAUCAAAUCCUGGGAAGAAUCUAUUCAACAACGAGAUCUAGCUGAAAAGCGACGUGUCGCGCCUGGGUGGUUAGACCGGGAGGAAAAACUACUUCAGCCGAGUCAUGCUGCGGGGUCCCCCGGUUCUAAGGGAAAUAUCGAGACUUUGCUGGAUAGCUCGUCGGCGGAUCAGGGAUCUUCGAGUAUGCCGUCAAUGGUACCGAGAGAUGAGGGAGAGGAGCUGGAUAGAGCAUUUGGAGGUCUUGGUGUGAAAUGA
Penicillium angulare is the source of this 537-nucleotide messenger RNA. RefSeq lists its product as uncharacterized. Bases 1 to 537 code for a protein of 178 amino acids. The transcript is spliced from 2 exons. The record is from RefSeq and is a predicted model, not a curated record. NCBI's taxonomy places the organism in Eukaryota, Fungi, Ascomycota, Eurotiomycetes, Eurotiales, Aspergillaceae.